Molecule: messenger RNA, 2853 nt
Organism: Scedosporium apiospermum
Lineage: Eukaryota; Fungi; Ascomycota; Sordariomycetes; Microascales; Microascaceae
Exons: 3
Coding region: 1-2853 (950 amino acids)
Biological process (GO): intracellular calcium ion homeostasis; monoatomic cation transport; transmembrane transport
Cellular component (GO): membrane
Molecular function (GO): monoatomic cation transmembrane transporter activity
Source: RefSeq, a predicted model, not a curated record
AUGUCUCUUAUCACCACAUCUCACGGCCGUUCUCGCCCGUGGCGCCGGCUCUUUCGCCGGUCGUUCUACUCGGCAUUCGCGAUCGCCGCCUUUUUAAUCGUUGCCUCGUACCUUCAGAACCUCGUUUCAGAUGAUCCUAGCAGGAGUCCUCAGCUGGGCCCGAGGUAUGCUGAGCCUGUACAAUGCCGAGACGUCCACCGCACCCCCGAUGUGUGUUCCUUCGUCAAAACGAAUUGCGAUGAUGAGCAACCGGGUCUAGUUCCUUACCUGACGGUGUAUCACUGCGCCUUUGGAUAUGCGAGGGUCGUGGGGUUUCCCCUCCUCGUUAUCUGGUUAGGUCUGCUCUUCUCCACCAUUGGUAUCGCCGCAAGCGACUUCUUUACGCCGAACCUCCAGACAAUCGCCAGCGUGCUGAACAUGCCCGAGAACCUCGCCGGAGUUACCUUCCUUGCUGUGGGGAAUGGCUCUCCGGACUUGUUUAGCACUGUCAUGUCCAUGCGAUCCAACAGUGCAGCGCUGGCUGUUGGUGAACUCAUUGGCGCGGCAUGCUUCAUCACUGCUAUUGUGGCGGGGUCUAUUGCGAUGAUUCGCGAGUUCAAGGUCGACAAGCGCAGCUUUGUUAGAGACCUCCUCUUCUUUAUUGUUGCUGUCUGCCUUACGCUUGUGUUUCUGUUGGAUGGCUACCUUCACUUUUUCGAGUGUAUUAUCAUGAUCGCCUAUUAUGCCUUCUACGUCAUUUUCGUGGGUGUCUCACAUUGGUACACGAUGAGACGAUCCAGGCGUGCCGCAUUAGCGGAGAGUAGAGCCCAUGCCAUCGAAGAGGCUCUCCAAGCGAGCGGCCAGGAGAGAUAUGAAGACCAACCCGGUGCUGCGGCUCAGCUCGCUCGCGUGCAGGCUUUAGCACGUCCCUCGCGCCCGGAAUCGACAAUUUCGAUGCCCAGAAUCGAAAUUGAAGGCGACCAGCUGAACGAAGUGGAAGAAGAGGACGAUGGAAGAAUGCGUAGGGAACAAAUGGCGGUUGAGAUCGCCAACAACAUGCGAGUCAGACAACCAACAGCUAGUCGACGGCCGACGGCGGCAUUCAUACGGCCGAGUUUGGUGGGUGCAUUGGAAUUCAACUCGGCUUUGGAGCAUUUCAAGAAAGAAGGCCUUUCUCCCCCGGGACGUAUCGGGCACUUCCGUCGGCACUCUGUGCAGAACAUACCCAGAGCCGCGAGGUUUCGAUCCGAAGCUCCUCCUGAGCCUACCAUUUCGUUCGAUACCACAUCGCCACCCCUGCGGGAGCGCGCACACUCUCAUACUGGAAAUGUUAGAGACGUUUCUGACAAUGCUCCUUAUAGCGGAGGGCCUGCCUUGCCACCGCAUGUGCGUGAAGCUAGGCAAGAACAAUUGUCCGGUUCGCCUUCGCCGUCUCUGUCCCCUUCGAGGGCAGCGAGCUCUACAAGGUCCUUCCAACUAGAUGGCAAUCUAGCAGUACCCCCAAUUCAUCCAUUUGGUCCUAGGCAGCCCUACUUAGACACGCAGACGGGGGGCUCAGCACGUCAAUCGCUGGCGCCCGAACCAUUGCGUCUACAUAUUCCCAGUCGCCGAAGCACCACGAGCGAACCCUCGGACACCCUAAGCCCAUUUCCCGGCUAUGUGGAAUCUCCGAUGCCAAUGUCUCCAACGUCAGAGGCUGCACCGCCGUCAUUAUUUGAGCCUCCGCUUCCCAUCAUCCCCACCGAUAAUGGAGUCUUGGUUGAAGUCGAUGGCGGUGUUGGCCUUCUCCAACCCUAUCGAUGGUGGCCGUACUCUAUUCUCCCCCCUCCCGAGAGCAUGAUGGCGACGCUAUUUCCUACACUACAGAACUGGCGAGAAAAGACCUUUGCAGACGCUUUUGUCAGCACACUCGCUGUCCCGAGUGUGUUUUUCCUCUCAAUCACGCUACCCGUUGUUGACGCAAGAGACCCAGAGAUUGACGAGACGUCCCAGUGUUCUGAGUGUGAAGAGGAAAAUGAACCGAGCCGGCAAUCUGCGAAUGACCAGUGGGAGAUGUUUCGUAGAUACAGACGAAACACGGUUACUUCAAACCGGACGUUGAACUACGACUCGGCAACUCCAAGCUCGCCGCUGAUCGUUGACGAAGGCGUGGCGCUAGAUAUGGAUAGGCCCACGGUUCCGAAACCGGUGGAAACUCCAAGCCUCCCACUUGAUGAGUCGGGGCAGGUGGAUGCUGAAGAUGCGGGUUGGAACAAAUGGCUGGUCAUGAUUCAAACUCUAGCUGGCCCGCCAUUUUCCGUAUUUAUCAUAUCCUCUGUGCUCAUGGAGCAGCCGGCGGAGGAGGUGGUGUCUGACGUGAAAUGGUCCCUGGUAGCGUCAGGCGCAUUGUUUCUCAUCGUCUGGUUGACCACGAGAUCGGAUCGGAGGCCCAAGUAUUAUACCCUCUUGUGCUUCCCCGGAUUCCUCGUGAGUGUCUCAUGGAUUGCCGUCAUUGCCGGAGAGGUCGUCGGGGUCCUGAAGGCGAUUGGCGUGAUCCUAGACAUAUCAGACGCGAUCCUGGGACUCACGGUGUUUGCUGCCGGCAAUAGUGUGGGCGAUUGGGUUUCUGAUUACACCAUCGCCCGAUUGGGCUCUCCGGUCAUGGCGUUCUCGGGCUGCGUCGGAGGGCCAAUGCUCAACAUCCUGCUCGGCGUCAGCACGGGGGGUCUCAUUGGGAUGGUAUCCAAAGCGCGGCGCAAGCACGAGAAGCACCCCGACCGGCCAAUUGUGUACAAGCCGUACAAGAUCCACAUCAGCGGCAGCCUCGUGCCGGCGGCUGGGUAUAGGAUUGAUUGCGCUCUGGUGCGUCAGUACCGGGGUCAAUCUCGUGAUUGA